Octodon degus (degu) is the source of this 2239-nucleotide messenger RNA. RefSeq names its product vanin 1 (gene Vnn1). The coding region runs from base 96 to 1088 and encodes 330 amino acids. The record is from RefSeq and is a predicted model, not a curated record. The transcript is spliced from 6 exons. Gene Ontology annotation, molecular function: hydrolase activity, acting on carbon-nitrogen (but not peptide) bonds, in linear amides. Lineage: Eukaryota; Metazoa; Chordata; Mammalia; Rodentia; Octodontidae.
AGUGUCCCCCGGAUGGCCGUUACCAUUACAACACAAAUGUGGUGUUCGAUUCCCAGGGAAAGCUGGUGGCCCGCUACCAUAAGCAAAACCUUUUCAUGGGUGAAGAACAAUUUGAUACACCGAAGGAGGUUGAGGUUGUGACUUUUGACACUGCCUUUGGGAAGUUUGGCAUUUUCACGUGUUUUGAUGUGCUCUUCCACGACCCUGCUGUCACGCUGGUGGACAAGUGCCAUGUGGACACCGUCCUCUUCCCCACAGCUUGGAUGAACGUCUUGCCACAUUUGUCAGCCAUUGAGUUCCACUCGGCUUGGGCUCUGGGAAUGGGGGUCAACUUCCUGGCCUCUAAUAUACACAACCCUCAGCAGAGAAUGACAGGAAGUGGAAUCUAUGCACCAGAUUUUCCAAGAACAUUUCAUUACGAUAUGAAGACCAAAGAGGGAAAACUCCUCCUGUCCCAGCUGGAGUCCCACCCCUACCGUCCCAAAGUGAAUUGGACUUCUUAUGCCAGCAGUAUUGACGCCUUCUCAGUGGGAAACCAGGAAUUUAAGGGAACCGUCUUUCAUGAUGAAUACACCUUUGUGGAGCUCAAGGGAAUUGCAGGAAAUUACACAGUCUGCCAGAAAGAUCUCUGCUGUCAUCUAAGCUACCAGAUGUCUGAGCUCAGGUCAGAUGAAGUUUAUGCCUUUGGAGCGUUUGACGACCUUCAUACUGUUGAAGGACGCUAUCAUCUGCAGAUUUGCACCCUGCUGAAGUGUAAAACAAUAGAUGUACAGACCUGUGGUGACUCGGUUGACACGGCUGCUACCAGGUUUGACAUGUUCUCCCUCAGUGGCACUUUUGGAACCCAGUACGUCUUCCCUGAAGUGUUGCUGAGCGAAGUUCAGCUUGCACCCAGAGAAUUUCAGGUGACGAGUGACGGGCGCCUGCUGAGCGUGCAGCCAACGUCGAGACCGGUCCUCACAGUCACGCUGUUUGGGAGGUUGUACCACAAGGAUGGGGCAACAAGUGCUUCAGCCCACAGUACAGCCCACUGGCUAGAAGGAUUGCUAAUAGUGAUAAUACCACUCGUGUAUUCAUUGUGCUGGUGACCCAGCCAGAGAAAGACAACAAAAGCCUUUUAUCAGCAUGGACAGUAGUGCAGCUAUCAACCAUUUCUAGAAACUUUGACAUCAUCUCAAAGGAAACAGGACCCACCCCUCUCCCUGGUGGCAAAUGAUGUGAUAAAUAGGUAUUGUUUGGACAUGUAUUAUAAACAUGCUAACUGGAAAAACUUUGAAUUGAGUUACAAAAUAUUAGUAUCACAAAAGGCUCCCUUAGCAUUUUAUGAUGUUGACGUAAGGCAAUUGAUUGAGGACCAGAUGACUUUUUCUUCCUGCCUAUGAAAAUAUUUUAUCCUACGCUACCAAAGAUAAUUGAAGGUUUGUUUGCUGCGACAAUACAAGUAAAAGCUAAUUGAGAAGCCCUCUGCCAUGUGUACCUAACAGUAGGAAAUUAGUGACUGCUCAUGAAAGCACGAUAGCAGGAAAAUAAAAGCUGGCAGCCUGAAAGUAGCUCUGUAAGUACACACAUGACUUCAUUUUAACAGAUAGGUGGAAAUUAUCUUCCGAUUCUACUGCUAAUACAAAGUACUUUUAGUGAAUAAGAUGAUUGCAAAUACUAUUUUGAAAAUUACAAUCAGUACGUUAUCUGAACCUGCUUAGCAUGUCAUUAAUGAGAUCCUUCUGCCCGCUUGCCUCUAGAUGGGUGUUACCUAGCGUCCUCAUUGUCCCUGGGAUGAGCUAUCUUAGGAAGUGUGCGGAGAAGAAGAUGUUCUGUCUGAAUGGUGGUGAGCGUUUCAUGACGACAGACCUUUCAAACCCCUCGAGACACUGGUGCACGGGAGUUUGUGCAAUGAGUUUAGUGGUGACCACUGCCGAGACUACAUAAUGGCCAGUGACUAAGUCCACCUGCCCACUGCUGGUGUCUGCCUGAGUUGGAGCAUGCUCAGACGGUGCUGCUUGCCUGCUGCGUCUCCUGGCGCUAGGUGUGUUUGCCGAGUGCAAUAUUGGCUGCCUCUGCCUGGUGCAUGAGAACAUUAAAAAAGUAAUUGUAUUACUUGCUAUGUUGGUGACCAGUUGGCUCUAAGAUACCAACCCAUGUGUGAGGCUCCGGAUGUUUCUGAAAUAGAUACUGAAUAAUAUGAUACAGGCUGAUAGUCAAUGUCAAGCAGUGAAGUUAUAAUAAAGGCAUUUAAAAGUCU